AUGCUUCGUCCACGAUACAAGCCGGACUGGGUGCCAUCUUGGGAGGGGACCGAUACGCCAUAUUGGAGUUGUGAGGAUGGGCAUGAGAAUAUGUACGACCAAACUCUAGAUGCAACUAGAAUUUCUGACGGAGCCAUGGUCCUGCUGAAGAGAGUUUCAACGUCAAUCCACCCGUAUGAGAUAGAGAUCGGACAGUUUUUUUCGUCGGAGCCGUUGGCCUCCAAUGCACAAAAUCACUGCGUCCCAAUAUAUGACGUUUUACGUGUGCCUGACAACGAAGACAUCGCUCUGCUAGUGAUGCCCUUAUUGCGUGGAUACGAUGACCCUCCCAUGCAGACGAUGGGCGAAGCAGUUGAAUUUUUCAGGCAAAUAUUCGAGGGCUUGCAGUUCAUGCAUGAAAAUCAUGUCGCCCAUCGAGACUGUAUGAACCUCAACGUCAUGAUGGACCCGAAGCCGUUGUAUCCGAAGAUGUUCCAUCCUCUCAUUCAAUUCGUCGCGCAGAACUACAAAGGGACAGCGAAGCACUACACUCGCACUGGAUGUCCCACCAAGUAUUACUUUAUCGAUUUUGGUCUAUCUCGUCGAUUCCAUCCGGAUGGGGGCCCUCCUCGGGAAUAUCCAAUCUUCGGAGGCGACAAAACCGUCCCCGAAUUUCGCAAUUCAGAUGAGCCCUGCGAUCCAUUUCCUACUGAUAUCUAUUACCUUGGGAAUCUGAUCAGGGAAGAUUUUCUCCAACGAUUCCAUGGGGUGGAGUUUAUGCUCCCGCUUGUCAAUGACAUGGUCCAAGACGAACCAGAGAGUCGACCCACAAUCCACCAAAUUGUGUCCCGUUUCGCAGAAAUUCAGAAUAGCUUGGGCUAUUGGCAACUCCGGUCAAGGCUAGUGGGACUGAAUGAGCCUCUCGUAGUACGCAUAUUUCUUGGCAUCAGACAGUUUUUUCGAACGGUUGGUUACAUUCUUACCUGGCGCUCUCCUAUCCCGUCACCGUGA
Molecule: messenger RNA, 990 nt
Organism: Sparassis crispa
Lineage: Eukaryota; Fungi; Basidiomycota; Agaricomycetes; Polyporales; Sparassidaceae
Exons: 5
Coding region: 1-990 (329 amino acids)
Biological process (GO): protein phosphorylation
Molecular function (GO): ATP binding; protein kinase activity
Source: RefSeq, a predicted model, not a curated record